Molecule: messenger RNA, 1772 nt
Organism: Oryza brachyantha (malo sina)
Lineage: Eukaryota; Viridiplantae; Streptophyta; Magnoliopsida; Poales; Poaceae
Product: O-fucosyltransferase 29
Exons: 9
Coding region: 197-1699 (500 amino acids)
Source: RefSeq, a predicted model, not a curated record
GUCCCCACGUGCCCACCACCGGCGGCGUAUCCCGGCCCCCUCGUCGUCCUCUCGCCAUGGCCGCACCAUCCGCGAGCUCCCGUGCCUCCGUGAUCUAGCGCGGUGGCAGUCGCACCCGCGGCGUCGGCGGAGCGGUGGCUCCGUACGGGUGGCGGUCGAGGGGCACUGGCAGGGGCGGUGAUUUAGGACGGGGGGGAUGGGGAGGAAGCCUGAUCCGGCGAAGCCACACUCCGGUGGCGCCGCGUCGCCGAGGGCGGCGAGGAGGACGCAGCCGUCGCCGGUCUUCCUCGGAACGGCGCUGUUCGUUCUAGGGUUCGUGUCCCUUUUCACCGGGCACAUCGUUACGGAUGCCGACUGGUCGCGGAUCCGGAGCCGGUGGCGAUCUAAGCAGAUUAGAAAUAACGAGCCCAUAAAUAUUUGGAAAUCGAGGUAUUCCAACUUGUACUAUGGAUGCAGCAGGAGGAGCACAAAUUUCAGAUCUGCUGUGCCGGAGAAUCGUUCUACUGGAUACUUACUGAUAGCUACUAGCGGGGGAUUAAAUCAACAGCGCAUAGGGAUAACAGAUGCUGUUGUCGUUGCCCGAAUAUUGAAUGCCACACUUGUUGUACCUGAGUUAGACCACCGCUCAUUCUGGAAGGAUGACAGUGACUUCUCUGACAUUUUUGACGUGGACUGGUUCAUAUCUUACCUAUCAAAGGAUGUAACCAUCGUCAAAAGGAUCCCUUACGAGGUGAUGAUGUCAAUGGAUAAACUCCCAUGGACCAUGCGUGCACCUAGGAAAUCUAUGCCUGAUUUUUACGUUGAUGAAGUUUUGCCUAUACUUAUGCGAAGGCGAGCUUUGCAACUAACAAAGUUUGAUUAUCGGCUCACUAAUGAGCUUGAUGAAGAAUUGCAGAAGUUACGCUGCCGAGUAAAUUUCCAUGCACUAAGAUUUGCAAAUUCCAUACAAACUCUGGGUGAGAAAUUGGUGCACAAGCUGAGGGCCAUGGGCCCACGAUACGUCGCCGUUCACUUGAGGUUUGAGCCUGACAUGCUUGCAUUUUCUGGAUGUUACUAUGGUGGCGGUGAAAAAGAACGGAGGGAAUUAGGUGAAAUUAGGAAAAGAUGGGAUACAUUACCUCAGGAGUUGAGCGCCGAGGAUGAGCGCAAUAGGGGCAAAUGUCCACUGACUCCUCAGGAAAUUGGUUUGAUGCUCCGAGCUCUUGGUUUUAGCAAUGACACAUACCUGUAUGUUGCUUCUGGAGAAAUAUAUGGUGGAGAAGAAACACUCCAGCCUCUGAGGGAUCUCUUUCCAAAUUUUUACACCAAAGAGUUGCUUGCGGGCGAUGAUUUGAAACCAUUCCUCCCGUUCUCUUCACAACUGGCUGCAAUUGAUUUCAUUGUAUGUGAUGGGAGUGAUGUUUUUGUUGCAAAUAAUAAUGGAAACAUGGCCAAGGUUUUAGCUGGAAGAAGGCACUACCUGGGCCACAAGAGAACUAUUCGACCAAAUGCGAAAAAACUCAAUUCAUUAUUUCAGAGACGGAAUCAGAUGGGCUGGGAAAUAUUUUCUCGAAAGGUAAAGAAAGCACAAAGGGGUCUAAUGGGAGAACCGGAUGAUACCAGACCAGGAAGAGAUGAUUUCCAUGAAUUCCCGUCAUCUUGCAUCUGCCAGAGAAUACCAGUAAAUAGAUCGGUUAGGGCGCAAGCUGGAAACUUGUGAGCUCAAAUGAGGCAUACAACUUCAGAUGGUAGAGUGCUCGGUGAUUGAGCAUGGCCAGACUUGGGCCAAUACA